Aspergillus heteromorphus CBS 117.55 is the source of this 1305-nucleotide messenger RNA. RefSeq lists its product as uncharacterized. NCBI's taxonomy places the organism in Eukaryota, Fungi, Ascomycota, Eurotiomycetes, Eurotiales, Aspergillaceae. The record is from RefSeq and is a predicted model, not a curated record. The transcript has a single exon. Bases 1 to 1305 code for a protein of 434 amino acids.
AUGGAUGAGCACAGCGAGUCAUCCGAUGCUGAGGACCUGAACACGGCCUCUCCAGAGGGUCGUUUCGGUGAGCUCCUCGACAUUCCCAGUGACUCCAUUGUCAUUGUGGCCAUCAACACCCGUCGAGAGUUUACCACCAACACCUUCACCUCCGCCGCCCUCGUCAAGCGAAUCGAAGGCGCCCGCAGCCUGAUUCAUAUCGUCGAAUUCGAUGACAAGCUCCGCUACGUCGUUCGCCUGCCCUUCAGCGGUGGCCAUGAUCGUUAUACCGAUAUCGCCAAGGGUGCCUUCGUCGCCAAAGUCAAAAUGAUGCAGGUCAUCAAGAAGCGUACCCACUUCCCCAUGCCCGAGAUCUACGACUUUGACGCUUCGUUUGAAAAUGAAAUCGAGGCGCCGUACGUCGUUGAGAGCUUCAUUCCCGGCAACCCCAUAUCCGACGUCUGGUUCGAGGAGUCCGGCCUGAUGCCCUUGGAAGAAAAGCGGCUGCGCAUCCUGGACAGCGUUGCGGACACUAUGGCGCAGCUACGUGGGCACCAGUUCGACUUGAUCGGCGCAAUAGAAGCGAACAAUCGCGGCCAUCAAAUGACGAACCCCUGUCACUCGUUCAAGAUCUCCGACAGUGAUAUGUGGUAUGAGGAGUCUGGUCCGUACAGCGCGACUGUCACGUACAUGCUCUCUCGCAUGCUGGAUCCCCCGAGUAAGACCCCCAGAAAGAAAGAGGCGCCCCCCGAAGCCGGCUGUCGCAUGUUCCUGGAGAUGAUGGUCCUGUGCCUCCCGCUGUCGACGGACUGGGAAUCCGAUGACCGCGAGAGCUUUGUCCUGUCAGUGCCUCACUUCGAUGCGAGCAACAUUCUCAUCGACGACCAGCUCCAUGUGACUGGGUUCAUCGACUGGGAUGAGGUGAAGACCAUGCCUCGAUUCCUGGGCUUCGCGAGCUUUCCUAACUGGAUCACCCGGGAUUUGGACCCUGUGGUCUACAACUACCCCGAGGAUGAGCACGAGGACUCCCCCGAGCUGCUCACGCGCUACCGUCUUCUUUACAACCGCAAAAUGAAAAGUCUGCUGCAUGGCGAGCCGGAGGUGAGAUUCAUGAACAAGAGCCAUAUCUUCGGGGCCAUCUACAAUGCGAUCAUGAACCCCACCGCGCGCAUGGAGAUUGUACGCACCUUGGUUGCCAAAGCCUUUCCGACCAGCUUGGAUGGAGCGACUCGCUUGAUUAUCAAGGCGGGAGAUGGCACGCUGCUGCGACAGGAUAAAGAGCGACUGAAUGGUGGAUUCGAGGCUCUUCUUUCCGUCCAGUACUGA